AUGUACGAUGAAAAUAUCCAGAGACUGAACGACUCAGAAGUCAAAGAAUUUCUUGAUUGGAAGAACAAGGUGCGGCAUGGGCUGCUGAAAAGGGUUCAAAGGGCAGGUUGGAAACCCUCGGAGGACCGAAUGAUUCGCAAACUCAAAUGGUUACUGGAGCACGAUACGGUCGAGUCCAUGUCAGCAGCAUGGGAGUCGCUAGAUCUCGAUCGACGAAAGCGCAUCUGGCCCAACAUAAUCGGUUCGGCAUUGGUAUCUUGUCCAGAAAAGACCAAGAUGGUCUUGGAGUCUACGAUGAAACCGCUCCCGCCCGGUUACGCCGUCCAGGAUACGCUGAACUUCCUUGCCAUCUGGCAGCAUUCGCUACCCUCAGACGAAGCUGUAGCCCAUUCCGAAGCUCUCGCCGAUGCCGUCAUGCGUUUCCUCCGACUGUACCGACAUCGUGAUGACGCCCGGCUCAGUCUGCGACAGAACACUUUCUUCCACAUGAUGACUCGACUAGGGGUCAACAAGCUGGAAGAGCUCUACACCUGCUUGGUCGAUCAUUCUGCGCCUCUCCAUCCGAACACCCUGUUGCACUUUGCAGAUCGGUUUGCGAAAGACGCGAAGCGUAAAGAACUGGCACUCCAAAUCACCAUCGCCGCCGUAGCAGCUGGUGGUGCCAAUCUCGGCUCGCCCCAGUGGCUAAGUCUCUGUACUUCAAUUCUUUCUCCUGCACCCGGCGAAGGAGACGAUUCACGAAUAGCCUCUGCAGUAGACGCUUUUGAGGAGCUGCUGCAGCACGGCCUCACCCCGAACCUCAUCAACUACACUGCGCUUGUGCGUGCACUGUGUCUACAGGGUAACCUUGAGACGGCGUGGGAUGUCGUUGGCAUCAUUCAGCGCCACAACAUCGACCCUGAUGUUGUGUUGCUCUCGACGCUCAUUGAAGGAGCGAAGCGGCAUUUGGGGGCAUUCGAGCACAUUGACCGCGUCACCGAGCUCGCUGUCAAGCACAAGGCUUUUGAUGCGCCAUUCUGGAACGGGAUUUUCUGGACCAUUUUUGGUUCAGCAGAGGCAACCGCCGCGCGCAUUACGCCGAUCCCACACAUUGUGCCAGCCUUCAAACCGAUGCUGUACUUUUACUCCAAGAUCUUCCACAUCGAGCCCCUCCAGCACCUUAUUCCUGUCAAUCUGGCCGACCUGGCUGAGUCCUGUCGCCCGGAAAUGUCCGAGCAGUGGCAGAUGACCAGUCGCAUAUUCGCAGGCCUCGAUGCCGUCGCAGCAGAAGUGACUGAAAAGCUUCAUCCGACAGGUGCAACUCUCGGUAUCAUGUACAUGGCCUACGUGCGCAGCUUGUCGCAGGCCUCCAGCGUGUUGUCGGCGUACUCGUUCAUCCGCCAGGUCGUCCGAAAGGGGGAUCCUGUUGUCAUGAGGUUCAUCGAGGACAAGAAGACAUUCUUGUACGACGUCAUCAUCAAGACUCUGAGCGCGCAUCCGGGCAUGCUGCGGGCCGCGCUCGAUAUUGUCGGCGACAUGCUCAAAGCAAACUUCGACGACAAGGCGCAGCCGACGGUCCACACAGACGAUGUCGCAGGGCACGGCCUCAGGAGGAAGAAGGGCGGUCAUCCCAUCCCCAGCGAGUACACGUGGAACAUUCUCCUGCGGGGUUUCAUCGUGCAGAAGGAAGACGCGUCGAGCGAGCGCAUCUUGCAAAUGAUGAAACAGCACGGCGUCAAACCCAACCUCGUCACCUGGAACACGAUGCUCAGCGGCUACGCGCGUCUGCAAAACGUCAGCAAGGCCAUCAUGACCCUGCAAAGAAUGGAGGCGGACGGCCACGAGAUGAACGAGUACACGAUGCGGGCGUUUGCGAAACUCGCCCGGAAAGACGGCGCUCUGCAGAAGAUUGAGGAGGCCAUUGGCCGCAACCAGAAGCGGCGGGACGAAUUUCCGCCUCGCGUCGACGAGGUGGCGGAUCUGGAGGACUUUUGA
Verticillium nonalfalfae is the source of this 1974-nucleotide messenger RNA. RefSeq lists its product as uncharacterized. The record is from RefSeq and is a predicted model, not a curated record. Gene Ontology annotation, molecular function: protein binding. The coding region runs from base 1 to 1974 and encodes 657 amino acids. The transcript has a single exon. Lineage: Eukaryota; Fungi; Ascomycota; Sordariomycetes; Glomerellales; Plectosphaerellaceae.